UUGUGUACAUAUUUCGGACUCCACGUCUAAGGAACACGAUGUGACAGGAGAUUUAGACAGUUAACAGCUUUACAAGCUUCAGCCUGAGCAGAGAAACCCAGAGUGCGUCACCAUGACUCCUUGACGGCUGUGUGUUCAUUCCUCACCAUGAGUGCUGCUGCGCUGGCUGUAGUGGUCGUAGUGGUUUUCUUCUUGGCUCUCUACCUCCUCCAGCGCUAUGGAGACCUGCGGAGGCAGCAGCGGAUGGUGCUUUUGGGCACGCUGCUGUCCUGGUACCUCUGCUUCCUCAUCGUCUUCAUCCUGCCGCUGGACGUCAGCACGACCAUCUACAAGCAAUGUAUACUCGACAAUGGAAAUCAACCUUCUCCUGUAACUCAAGCAAGACAAAGCAAUCAGACGAAAAACAAAUCCUCAGUUAAUCCAACUGUCAGUAUACCAAAGGUUUGUGAGGAGCCGUGGAGUUAUAUCCCAGAUGGCAUCCUGCCAGUGUUCUGGAGAGUUGUAUACUGGACAUCCCAGUUUCUUACUUGGCUGCUGUUGCCCUUCAUGCAGUCGUACGCACGGUCGGGAGCUUUCUCCAGAGUUGGAAGGAUUAAAACAGCUCUCAUUGAAAAUGCUAUCUAUUAUGGCACCUACCUCCUCAUCUUCAUCUCUCUGCUCAUCUACGUCGCUGCUCACCCACAGUGGCAACUCUCAUGGAGACAGCUCCAGACCAUCGGCAUCACAGCCGCCAACACCUGGGGCCUCUUCCUCCUGGUGCUGUUGCUGGGCUACGGCCUCGUGGAGAUCCCGCGCUCUUAUUGGCUCUUAUCCUCCUACGAUUACCUGCUGGCCAAAACCUAUUUCAAGGCAGCAAAGGUGGCCACUGAGAAAGCCUCGGCGGAGGAGAACCUAGCAGAUGUAAUGGAGGAGGUGGCAGGUGUCCAUGAAGCUAUCAGGUUCAACCACGGUCUCAGGAAGUGUGUGGACACCAUUAUUGGAAAGUGUCCGGCUGAGUACCAAGAAGAGUUGGUGAGAAAUGCAGAAAGCUCCCGGGGUGAGCAGAAUGUGCUUCCCACCAAAGGAGGCCUGUUUAAGCUUCAUAAAAAGGUAAUCUCUGCAGUGCAGAGACAGGGUCAGACCCUGGUUCAGUGGUCCAUCUUGUUAGAGCAGGCCUUCCAUCUAGAAGAUGUAGCCAAAAGCCAGAGCAGCCCGCUCCGACACUUCACCCACAGCUUCCCCUCAGAACAGAACCACGGCUGGGUCCGACGGUUCAUUUACACUCCUACUGUGGAGUGGUACUGGGAGUGUGUGUGCAGGCAGGGUUUCUACAGGCUGCUGACAGUGCUGCUGUGCCUCCUCUCAGCAGCAGUGGUUUGGUCUGAGUGCACCUUCUUCAGCACGCACCCUGUCCUCUCCCUCUUCGCUGUCUUUGUUCAGCUGGCUGAAAAACAUCACAACUACAUCUGUAUCGAGAUGGCGUGCUUUGUCAGCAUCCUCUUCCUGUGUUUCUGUGUCUACUCAACAGUGUUCAGGAUACGAGUCUUCAACUACUAUUACCUGGUGCCACAUCACCAGACUGACGCUUACAGCCUGCAGUUCAGCGGCAUGUUGUUUUGUCGUCUGACCCCACCUUUGUGCCUCAACUUUUUGGGCCUGAUUCACAUGGACUCUGCUAUCUCACACCAGGACAGAAUACAGACAUCCUACACCUCUAUCAUGGGCUCUAUGAGUGUUUUAUAUUUUAUAUCUGAUGGGUUCUACAUCUACUAUCCCAUGUUGGUAUUGCUGCUCUGCUUUGCUACUUAUUACAGCCUGGGCUCUCGCUGUUUGAACCUCCUGGGCUUUCAUCAGUACAUCACUGACGACCACUUGACCUCUGACCUGGUGGAUGAAGGCAGGGAACACAUCAGAAGAGAAAGAAGAAAAAGACAGAAAGCUGAGGAUGGAGAAAAUCGAAGAUGGGCCUGGAGGGAUCGGUAUGGAGCCCAGGAGGGGGCUGGGCGGAGCAGAGCUGGUUACACUGAGAUAAACGACGACCAGAGCAGUCCUGUCACAGAGACCAAGAAUAGUGUUAUCACAUUCAGAAGAGAUGGGGAGGAGGAGGAGGAUGAGCAGCACAGAAGCUUACUGCGAGAUCAUUACAGUGAUGAAGGUUCACCAAACAGAAGAUCCACAGGAGGACGUUAUUUGUCCCUGUCUCCUUCGCGGGCAGGCAUCUUUGAUGAUGUUUGAAAGAAGUAAGUCAUCUCGGGAGAGCAAAGAAAGCUCAUAUGCUUGACCUGAAAAAAAGGACUAAAGACUUCUUAAGGGAAGUCUAAACAAAAAGGAUUGUCUCAGGAAGUAAAGAGGAAGUCGUCGCUUCUGAGAUAUAGACAUACACUCGGUUAGAAUCAUUGUAUACAUAAAGAAAAAGUCUGUGAUUAACCUGUUCAGCCAAACCCUUUUGAAUGUAUUAUUGUGCUAUUGUCUUUCCUGCAGUAGUGUUUUACAAUUUCAGAUUGAUGAAUAAAAGAGAAAAAUGCCACAUUUACACACUUACCGUAUCCAAGGAUAAUCAAACGUGAUACAUGUGGACAUUUCUUGAUGUCUGGAUAUUUCACCAUAAGAGUGGAUACAUGUUAUAUCUGAAUUAAAUAGCCCACUGAGAAAACUGUGAACAUGAAAUGAAAUGAAAUCAAAACUGAGGGAGGACACUAUCAUAACAGCCUAAUUUAUUUUCUGUUGAGUAUUUUGUGUAUGGAAAAACGUUAAUUGUUGUAUAUAAUGUAGUCAACAGCCAAUUAUUUUCCCUUAAGGUAUGUAUGUUUUGUAUAAUUGGGUGUUUACUACAAAAAUGCAUUAAAAUGUGAUAAUUUUA
Trematomus bernacchii (emerald rockcod) is the source of this 2839-nucleotide messenger RNA. RefSeq names its product G-protein coupled receptor-associated protein LMBRD2B-like. Gene Ontology annotation, biological process: adrenergic receptor signaling pathway. The record is from RefSeq and is a predicted model, not a curated record. NCBI's taxonomy places the organism in Eukaryota, Metazoa, Chordata, Actinopteri, Perciformes, Nototheniidae. The transcript has 18 exons. Bases 148 to 2214 code for a protein of 688 amino acids. Gene Ontology annotation, cellular component: membrane.